Penaeus vannamei (Pacific white shrimp) is the source of this 3907-nucleotide messenger RNA. Lineage: Eukaryota; Metazoa; Arthropoda; Malacostraca; Decapoda; Penaeidae. The record is from RefSeq and is a predicted model, not a curated record.
UUGUUUGGUUCUGUCGCCGGCUUCCGCUUCGAGCUCUUGGUCGAGUCAGUGCGGCUUCGGGCAGCGCGGACAAAGGUUGUGCGAGUGAGCUCCUGCUGGGAUUUUAGUUCUUAAACCAGCACUCCAUCUCGCGGAAGAAACCGAUUUUGAAAACAACGGGAAGAAACCGAAUUAGAAAAAACGGGGAAGAAGACGAAAAGAAAGCGAACGAGAGGAGAGAGGAGAGAGAGAGCAAAAGAGAAAAGCGGCCGCGAGAUGGCUCCCGACUGCCAGGACAUGGGUCGUGACAUGACCGCUGAUCACGUGACCUUCGGCGACGGCGACAACCCCGCAUUCUUGAACCGCAUGCUCGCCCUCCCCGCACUCAACGACGCCUGCAACCUCGCCUUCACUGCCUACGCUACGGCCAAGAUUGUCACCACAACGCGCCACCUGCUGCUGGGCGCUCUCGCAGGGGAACCCGCCGCCCCGCCGCCCACCCUCACUGCCGCCCUCACCACCCGGGCCACCCACACCGUCGACUGCGUGGCCGACACCAAGGGCGGGCGCAAGGCUGUGGAUCUGGCGGUGUGCGUGGCCGAUCGACUGCUCGACACAGGACACGCGCUGAUCGACUCCUACGCCCCAGCCGAGGAGGGGGACCUGCACGAGACGGACGAGCGUGACGGCGGAUUGGCUAACAAGGGGACGGCGCUGGCCAAUAGGGUUCGACGCCGGUUGGUUCGCUCAGCCAAUCGCAUGAUUCUGAACGACUUGAAUGCCGACGAUAUGGACGUCGUCUCCACCGUCCAGCGAUUGGUGGACCUGGGUCGGAGGUCACUUCUUAGCUGGUACUUGGAUGUCAGUAGUAUGUCAGGAGGCCAGCUGGUGAAGGGUAGCGUCAGCGUGACACUGAGUGCUGGCAAAGCUGGCCUCUGCACCACCCAGAAUCUGGUUGUGAAGGGCGUAGGGAUGACACGGGCCAUCGUGUGGGGUAACGUAGCUUCUAUUCAUGGGAUGGUCAUGGGAGGCGCCCACAGUGCCGUGACCAGGGCAGUGGGCGGUGCGAAUAACGUACAGAGCUUGGUGGUAGGUGGUAUGAAUACAACACAGAGUUUGGUCAUGACUAGUGUUAGCAUUACACGGAGGCUCGUUAAGGGUAGUGUUAGUGCUACACACCAUCUUGCAAAGGGUGGCGUUCAAACAACACACACACUGGUGAAAGGGACUUUCGACGUGUCACAGAGCCUAGUAAGGGGCAGUGUGAACACGGCACAGACUUUGAUGAAGGGUGGCAUUUACACGGCGCAGAAAAUGGUAAAGGGAAGUGUUAAGACAACACAGUACGUGGUGGUAAGAGGGAAAGACUCAGCACAGAGCGUGGUACAGGGUGGUGUUAGAUUGACGCAGAGCCUAAUGGUUAGUGGUGUGGGGGUCACGCAGAAAGUGAUCAAGAGGGGCCUUGUGACAGGCCAAGGAGUUGCCAGCGAGGGAUGGGAACUUGCUCACAGGGGGCUCCAGGCUAGCAUGGGCAUGGUUCUCGCCACACUCAGUGCCCUUUCAACUUUGGGCACAAAGUCUGCGGGGCAAAUGUCUGCCGUGGUUCCUGCGUCCAUCACCAAUACUGCUCAUGCCCUCUACGGCAGCCUCCAGUCAAGUCUGACGCCGAUUCACCAAGCCCUGGAAUACGGCCGCAGCGCCCCUGGCGAGAUGUGGAGCAAGGUGGCGGAACUGCCGGAGAGCAGGAUAGCGUCCCGCGCACAGGAGUGGGCGGCAGACACCUUGAAGGCAGCCACGACAGUAAUCAAGCAGACAGCAGGAGGAGAUGUUCAGAAGACAGUACGUGUUCUAACAUCGUCAGUGAUUCCAGCUAGUAGUUCCGUCCCCUCGCAGCUGUCCGGUCCAAACGGCCUUGUUCCCCACCCUGAUCCUUUGUUAGAAUGUGAAAAAGCUUUCUGGAAUGCUAUUUACAUAACAGAACCCAACCACCCCGUAAAGUUGUGUAAGCAAGAGGAAAGUCAGACGCUGGACUUCAGCCUCAAUUCCACGGGACUGCUCCCUGCCUCAGCCUGUGCUUCAGCUGACCGCCUCCCUAACCCUCCCGCGCUCUGCACAGACCUGCUUUCCUCACUUGCCCCCGGCCUUGGCCUGCCUCAAAGUCCGCCCAUGUCCCCUUGUGAGGCAUCCGCUGACACGGCGCUUAAUGCCCCAACUGAAAAUGAAAGCCCUCGCUGCCCCAAGUACUAUCUCCAGCCCUGCGCCGACGCCGUGUGUGACCUCCACUGUGGGUCUCCCAAAGGCGUCGACCUCGUCAUCAGCCUGACAAGUCCAGUAAGAAGGGUGGACUUGGAAGCCAUUUGCCCUGUUGUGAUGGGGACUUCUGAAAGUGCUAAUGAGCCUGUCUCCCCAGGGGACGAAAAUGACGUUUCAGGGGCUUCUCCUGCAUCACCAACAACUGUCAAGGUCUCUAUGUCGUCGUCUUCGUGUGUAGGGAUCACAACCAGUCUCACUACACCAGUGCGCUAUGUGGAUAUGGAAGCUGCCUGCUGUUGCACGUCUGGAAAUGCCGCUGAACCUUACAGGGAGGUAGACAUUUCUGAAGUUUUCUCACCAGACACACGGGAGGCUGAGUAUGUCGACGUUGCUCUGAAAAUGGAGAACCUCAUUGCCGGCGAGUGGCAAGGCCUAAGAAAUUUAAUGGGAGUAUCUGACAGCAAAAAACAGAACCAGUGUAUUCCUUCAAAAAUGACGGAGAAAUCCUGUAGCCCUGCAGCCUUGAGCGGACCUCAGGCCUUUCUUUAUCCUGAUCCUUGUUCUGCAAGUAGAAUUCAUGCGCGAGAAAAUGAGGGCAAGGAAUAUCUGUUGACAAACCUCGUUGUGGCAGAAAACUUCCCCGUUGAGGCCAGAACAAACCACUUCCCUUCUGAGUCCCUGAAGGAUACUCCACAUGCAGGGGCCAGGAAAGACCGCCCUCUAGAAGUCUUUGAAAGUCUCCUUCCCGAGACAGCAAGAGACAUUUUUCAAGGAAACGGUUUCGCAGACUCCUUACCCCCGACAGCCAGGGAAAGCCCCUUCCUUACUGGGACUUCGGUCGACACCUUCCCAACAGUAGCUCUCACAGACUCCCUGCCCAUGGUCACGCUGUCAGACACUCCCGGAAGCGUGUCGUCGGGCUACGGCUCGGAGGCCAGCUACUCCCCCGCCUGCUGGUGGGCGAGGCCUCCGCGCUGGCAGGACACGAACGAAUGCGCAGGGGCCUUCGGCGGCGACUCCGGCGGGGACUUCAUGGACCCCCACGAGCGCCACCACCUGCUCAACACCCGCCGAGCCCUGGGGGAGCGCCUGGGAGACCUUGGCUGGAGCACUACGUGGAGCCCCGCGGAAUGCCCGGAGGUUUACGAGGCUCCUGGGGCGGGGGCGUGGGGGUGGCCCAGGAAGAGGAAGGGAAGGCGAGGGCGGAGGAGUGGGUGGUGGUGAGUAUACCGAGUAACGCAUUAUAGCAAACACUUUCGUUGGGGAAACCGGGUUCACUUAGCGGAAAAAUGUCCCUGAGUUUUGUUAUUUGUAUAUACACAUAUAUAUGUUAACACUUUAUUACAGAUACACAAUAUAUAUAUAAAGCUUCACUCAAAUUGUGUAGUGAAAUUGGUAAUGUUGUCAAGUAGCUGAGGCUACAUAGUACUAAAGUACAAGCCAGUGUUACCAGAAAAUUCAGCUAGGCAGGAAUGAUCACAUGAGCAUGCAAAGACCAUGCACACUGUAGAUCGGUCCUACAAGUAUAUAAUUUAUGUAAUGCCAUCUCCACCUCAUAAGUGUAUAUAAAGAUAUCAAGGUCACUGUACUACAUCCCUUUGUGUGUCAUUCUCUGUAAUAACCAUAAACUUCAUUUUUGUUAUAGGUUGAAAGUAUGGGUACAAUAUUUGUUGUU